Eupeodes corollae is the source of this 2968-nucleotide messenger RNA. It is a transcript of the gene TTLL3A, whose product is annotated as tubulin glycylase 3A. Gene Ontology annotation, biological process: protein polyglycylation; cilium movement; cilium assembly. The transcript has 3 exons. NCBI's taxonomy places the organism in Eukaryota, Metazoa, Arthropoda, Insecta, Diptera, Syrphidae. Bases 158 to 2866 code for a protein of 902 amino acids. Gene Ontology annotation, molecular function: protein-glycine ligase activity, initiating. Gene Ontology annotation, cellular component: cilium. The record is from RefSeq and is a predicted model, not a curated record.
CAUAGUCGGAUUCGGAUAUCCAGGACAGAAAAGCAAACGAAAAUCGAAUUAGUUCUUACGUGACAUUUGUUCCGAGAAGAAGAAUAAAAGUUAAGUUGAUAAGUUCCAAAAAAAAACACAAAAAUUUCAUAUAAAAGAAAAACAAGAGUGCCUCGUAAUGGUUCAUAAAGCAAACAAUAACAACAACAAUUGCAAUGAGGAUUCCGAAAAUUGUAAUCCCAACAAAAUUAAUCCCAAUGCCCAGUUAAAUAAUGAUGACCAAGACAUAGACCAAAAACAAGAACCAGACCAAGACCAACAUCAAAAAGACCUCCCACCACCCUCACUACCACCCAACAGUACUUACUGCAAUCGAAGGACUUGGAUAUCAGUGGAACGAAUGAACAGUCUAAGGAAGUUGGCCCAAGAAGCUGUCCACUCCAAUAAGACCUUCACCAUUCGAGGGUGUUUCAACUCGGUCCGAAAUGCCCUCACGUCUCGGGGAUGGGUCGAGAAGUUGGAUGUGCACAGGAAGCACAUACCAUCUGGAACGUGUCAAGUGACCUACGAGGACAUCGCCCAAAACUUGCCCAAACGUAAAUUCACCGAAUCCCGUCGUCAAUAUAUCCUCAAGUGCGAACGUAGUAUUCUCUCAAGAUUCCUUGAGCACGUACCCAUUGACUUCCUUUGGACGGCCCGCAAAGAAAAAUGUGACUACAUCGACUUGGCCAAGAAUCCCCUAAUGAUGAUAAAUAAAAUUCAACGAGUUCCCUUCACCUCCAAGGAGGGCUUGUGCAGCAAUUUGAAGGAUUUCCAUUGGUUCUACGAGGAGGGCAUAUCGGAGCUCUUCUUUCCGCGCUGCUUCAAUGCCUGGAGCCCUGAGGAGCUGGCCGAGUUUAUAGACAAUUUCAAAAUUACAGCCUGCAUUUCCUUCAUCAAAUGGAUGGUCGAUAGUUUCACAGAAACUGGCUACGAUGCUGUGUUCUCGUCAGCGGGCAAAGUUCCAUUCAAUGCAAUUGAAUUCGCAUUCAAACGAUGCAAUGAAUAUGUGGAUGCGUGCAAUCACCACGACAUCGAUUUGGAAGAACCCCCACACGUGUGGGAGCAUGAUUGGGAUGCUUUCUUGACCCAACAGCAUUCGCUGGCCAACCGGAAUGCACGUAUCCUUGCCGAUCCGCAGCGGCUGGUCGAGAAUCUCAUCAAAACGGGCUGCUCCAUUUUGGAGAACGUCAAGAGGAACUGGCCACAAUAUUGUUUGGAUGGCUAUCAGAAUAUUUGGAUUAUUAAGCCAGCUAACAAGUGCCGGGGCAGGGGUAUUCAGUUGAUGGACAAUUUGAAAAAAAUCAUGGCAAUCAUUAAUCCAUCGGUGGCCUCGAAGAGUAGAUUCGUUAUACAAAAAUAUAUUGAAAGACCUCUCAUCAUCCACAACACAAAAUUUGACAUACGCCAAUGGUUUCUCAUCACCAAUGUUCAGCCUCUCGUUCUUUGGAUGUACAAAGAAAGUUACAUUCGAUUCAGUUCCCAAGAAUACAGCCUCAGUAAUCAUCAUGAAUCAGUUCAUCUAACAAAUCAUGCAAUUCAAAAGAAAUACACAAAUGGCAAGCGGGAUAAGCGUCUACCGACGGAAAAUAUGUGGGAUUGCUACUCAUUUCAAGCUUACCUCCGUCAAAUUGGAAAACAUGAGAUGUGGGCAGAACGAAUUUAUCCUGGAAUGCGAAAGGCUAUAAUCGGGACAGCCCUAGCCUCGCAGGACAACAUUGAACGUCGACAGAAUACGUUUGAAUUAUUUGGAGCUGAUUUUAUGGUUUGUGAGAAUUUCUAUCCGUGGCUUAUUGAAGUCAAUGCAAGUCCAGAUUUUGGGGCGACAACGAGUGUUACGGCGAGAAUGUGUCCACAGUGUCUGGAGGACGUAGUAAGAGUGGUAGUCGACCGGAAAAAUAUGCCUAAGGCUGACACUGGGAACUUUGAACUUAUCUAUCGACAAAUAAUUCCGCCGUCACCCGCUUACAUGGGACUUAAUCUGUCGAUAAAAGGAAAACAACUUCUUCCAAAAACAGCUUAUCAACAACAACGGGUCCGCAGAGAACGAGCAGCUACUACCAUACAAUACCGCCGUAUCUUACAAUCAAAUCCUCAAGUCAAUUCCUUAAGUGUUCCCGUGACGAAUAUGAAGGAAAUGCCAACAUUCAAUGCAACUGAAAAUCUUGAAAGGGUCCUCCAGACUCGAGCUUCGAAGAGAAUCGAAGCAAUCCUCGGUAUAAGCCCUAGGGACAAAGAUAAACUAUCUAUUCUCAAAGAUCAGAUCUUGUUCAGUUCAAAAAAUACCAGUCCGCGCAAGCAGCAUCAAGCUCAAAAUCACAUCGAAGCUUAUAGACUUGCCCUUAAGUCAGGACCCGCUGCUUCAGUGCAAUCCCCCCUGACACCAAAGAAACGCCUCAGUGUUCGAAAAAGCUGUGAUCCCCGAGGACAAAUUGAAAGCCAGGUCUUUGAUCCAAAAAGUUGUUACAGCCUUCUGACCUCACCGAAAAUUGGUGGUGUUAAUCAGCUCAAGAACAAUAUUACAAAUUUACUGAAUAAAUCAGAGACACAGGGUAAAUCGCGAAGAGGAUCGGCGAAGUCUUUGAAGAAACAUCGAUUUUUGAGCACUCAAAGCGUUGUGGCUAAGAAGCAGCAAGUGGCCGCUAGAAAUUCGAAUUCGAAAAAAAGGAAAACUUCCUUAGAGUUACCACCUUCGGAUGUCAAAUCAUUCCAUGCUGUUGGGAAGGGGUUUUUAGCUUGGAAGUCGAAGCAUCAUACCAUAAAUCGAAGUGCACCGUUGAUAGUUUUGAAGAAAGACGAUAAAGUCAGCAGAAGAUUACCAGGUCAUCAAAACUGUCCUAAUACAUGAUAAUGGUUUUUCUUGAGUUGAUAGUUAGUCUUUAAAUAACUUAAUUACUGUUAGCUUAUUGUUACUUUGUUAAGUUUGAGAUAAAUUUUGUUAAAAUUUUAA